AUAUUAGGUAUGCUUAACUCAGCUGCUCAACCACAUGGUAGAGGUACAAUGGUGUAUGGACCAGGACAUCGAUUUGAAGGGCGCUUUUGUAAUGGUGAUAAAGAAGGCAAAGGUUGCUUCUACUUCGAAGAUGGAAGCAUGCUGGAAGGUCACUAUGUAAGCAAUAAUCUGGAAGGAAUCGGAAGGUAUACAUUCAGCGAUGGAUCCUACAUUGUUGGCUGUUUUAAGUCUGGAGAAUUGAAUGGACCUGCAAAGCAUUACGAUUACGCAGGACUUAUCACGUUUGAAGGCCAAUACCAAGAUAAUAUUAAAUUUGGUUUAUGUUGGCAUUUCGAUGAGUUUGGCGGUAGCAUUGUAGGACUUGUAGAUGACGAUGGUGAAUUUACAGGAGAUGAAAUUGCUUAUUUGUACCCUGAUCAAGAAACUGUCCUCUACGGAUCAUUUGAGGAAGGUCGGAUGGUAUGUGCAAAGGCUGCAUCUUUUCAGGGUGUGCGUAACAAUAAGUUAAUUAUUGAAAACUUAGAUACAGAAGAAAAGUACUCUUUUGAUGAAUCUGCAGACGAUGUUAUUACUGUGAAUCCGCUGCUUUCAGAUCCUUAUGAACAGAAAAGAGUCUACGUUGCAAAGUCACUAAUACCUGGGGCUGGUGAAGGCUUGUUUAGUAAAAUUUUCGCUGAAAAGGAUCAAGUAAUGUCUUUUUACAAUGGGAUUCGGAUAACACAUCAAGAGGUUGAUGACCGCUCUUGGAUUUUUAAUGACAACACUAUUUCCUUAGAUGAAACGACCGUCAUUGAUGUUCCAGUAAAUUCUGCAAAUGUGAAUAAUUACUGUGCUAGUUUAGGGCACAAAGCCAAUCAUUCGUUUACUCCAAAUUGCAAAUAUGACUUGUAUUAUCAUCCGCGGUUUGGAAACAUAAAGUGCAUCCGAAGUAUCAGCGACGUAGCGCCUAAUGAAGAAUUAACUGUCGAUUAUGGAUACACAACAAACAACGGACUAUUAGAAGCUCCAGAUUGGUAUAAAGCGAUAUUAAAACAUGCAUAA
This is a messenger RNA of Trichoplax adhaerens, 1041 nucleotides long. RefSeq lists its product as uncharacterized. Gene Ontology annotation, molecular function: histone H3K4 monomethyltransferase activity; protein binding. Gene Ontology annotation, cellular component: chromosome. The transcript has 13 exons. NCBI's taxonomy places the organism in Eukaryota, Metazoa, Placozoa, Uniplacotomia, Trichoplacea, Trichoplacidae. The record is from RefSeq and is a predicted model, not a curated record. Gene Ontology annotation, biological process: regulation of DNA-templated transcription. The annotation marks the transcript as partial.